Molecule: messenger RNA, 1160 nt
Organism: Diceros bicornis minor
Lineage: Eukaryota; Metazoa; Chordata; Mammalia; Perissodactyla; Rhinocerotidae
Product: vomeronasal type-1 receptor 2-like
Exons: 1
Coding region: 140-1081 (313 amino acids)
Biological process (GO): G protein-coupled receptor signaling pathway
Cellular component (GO): membrane
Molecular function (GO): pheromone receptor activity
Source: RefSeq, a predicted model, not a curated record
AUAAAUUCUCAAGGGGAAGUAAUAGUAAGACAGAGAUUUUUGGAUUUAAUUUUCCCUGAAAACAGUAGCCCACAACUUAUGUCUCCAUGCAGAAUCCUCUAUUUUCAAAUGUGAAUGAUGAGCCCUGGAAAAUAACUGAAUGACCUCCAUGGAUUUGAAAAUUGGAAUAGUCCUCCUGGUCCAAAUUAUUAUUGGAAUCCUGGGAAAUUUUUCACUUUUAUAUCAUAUAUCCCUCUACUUCAAUGGAGGUAGGUCAAGAUGCACAUACAUGAUCUUCAAGCACUUGACUAUAGCCAACACUUUGGUCAUUAUCUCCAGAGGAAUCCCAGAGACAAUGGUAGCUUUUGGGUUGAAACAUUUUCUCAAUGGUUUUGGGUGCAAAGUUGUUUUCUAUGUUCACAGAGUGGCCAGGGGUGUGUCCAUUGGUAUCACCUGUCUUUUGAGUGUCUUCCAGGCCAUCACUAUCAGCCCCAGGAACUCCAGGUGGGCAAAGCUUAAAGUAAAAGCACUAAAGUACAUUGGUCCCUCCAGUAUACUCUGCUGGAUCCUGAACAUGCUGGUAAAUAUCAUAGUGCUUACGCGUGAGACUGAAAAAUGGAGUAACAAAAACAUCACAACAACUAUAGAUUUUAAAUACUGUUCAGCUACACUUUGUGACAAAGGCACAGCCUUACUAAAUGCAGUACUCGUAUCCACCCCUGGUGUUCUGUGCUUGGGACUCAUGACCUGGGCCAGUGUCUCCAUAGUUUUCCUUCUGUGUAGGCACAAGCAGAGGGUCCAACACAUUUAUAGGAAUAAUAUCUCUCCUAGGUUCUCCUCUGAGACCAGAGCUACCCAAAUCAUCCUUGUCCUGGUGAGCAUCUUCGUAUGUUUUUAUACCUUCUCCUCCAUCAUUUACAUUUAUUUUUCUUUUUCUGGUAAGAGUACUAGGUGGCUGGUGAACACUUCUGCCUUAAUCAAUUCAUGUUUCCCAACCGCCAGCCCGCUUAUUCUCCUGAGUUGUAACCCCUCUGUAUCCAGGCACUUCUGUGCAUGCACUAGAAGAAAUACACUAUUGCCUCAUCUCGUCAGAAAAAUAUAAAUUGUGUGUUUUUCACCAUGUUCAGUCAUUGAUUUACUCAUCCCCAACAGAAUCUCAUACACAAUCACAAGCCAGUCUC